AUGGCCGCAACUCAGAACAUCCGCUUGGCACUGCCCAAGAGUGGCGUAAACGUUUUCUAUCGAGAACAGAGCCCCACAAAUCCCUCUAAGACACUUCUACUUCUUCAUGGUUUCCCGUCGUCGUCACAUCAAUAUCGGAACAUAAUUCCACUGCUCGCUACUAAGUAUCGAGUCAUUGCUCCAGAUUUUCCCGGAUUUGGAUUCACCGAGACACCUGAAGGCUUCAAAUACACGUUUGAGUCGCUCACGGAUAUCCUUGUCGAGUUUCUGGACUCGCUUUCCAUCACUAAAUUCUCUGUUUAUGUCUUCGACUAUGGCGCACCAGUGGGUUUGCGUCUAGCAUUGCGUCGCCCAGAGGCUGUUCAGAGCAUCAUUACACAAAACGGCAAUGCCUAUGUGGAGGGCUUUGGUGACGUCUGGGGACCCAUCAAAGAUUUCUGGGCGAGCAAGAACACCUCUGAUGAUCGAUCCAAGUUAGCAGAUGCGAUGCUGAACUUUGACAUUACCAAGUUCCAAUAUGAGAAUGGUACUCCUGACCUUCAGACCAUCGCACCUGAAUCCUAUACACUAGACCACACUUUGCUACAGCGCCCAGGGAGGAAGGACGCCCAACUUGAUCUCUUCAUGGACUAUCAAAAUAACGUACCGUUGUAUGAGAAAUUUCAUGAGUACUUUCGUUCCUCUCAAGUGCCUUUAUUGGCAAUUUGGGGAAAGAACGAUGUGUUCUUCAUUCCACCCGGAGCUAACGCAUAUAAAAGAGAUUUGCCGAAUGCAAUUGUUAAACUCAUCGACGCCGGCCAUUUUGCGGUCGAGAGCGACGGGCCGUUGAUUGCGAAAGAGGUAGAACAGUUCCUAGGAUAG
Molecule: messenger RNA, 861 nt
Organism: Trichoderma virens Gv29-8
Lineage: Eukaryota; Fungi; Ascomycota; Sordariomycetes; Hypocreales; Hypocreaceae
Exons: 1
Coding region: 1-861 (286 amino acids)
Molecular function (GO): epoxide hydrolase activity
Source: RefSeq, a predicted model, not a curated record